AUGUCUCUAACGUUGAUGAAAAUUGUUGUUCCUAUAUCACUUGUAUUAUUGCUAGUAGUUGUAUCUGAAGCUCUGAUCUUUCCCAAACAAGUACAUUUAGAGGUCACCAAUCGUUUAUCUAAUAAAAGAGAAUUAUACCUUCAUUGCUAUGAAAGAUAUGGUGAUGAUCUAGGCGAGUACAUACUCUUUCCUGGCGGGCAGUUCAUAUAUUCUUUCAAGCCAAGAAUAAUUGGUAAAUCGAGCAAGUAUUAUUGUAGUGUUAAAUGGAUUGGUUCCAAUCUCAAAUGGUUUGAUUUGUGGUCACAAGGAAGGGACAGUAACGCAGGUCAAUUUAUCAAAUGGACCCUAGAAGAGAAUGAAGCUUGUAGGUUUGAUAAUACAGGAUCUAAUUAUCUUUGUGUUGCCUACAAUCCAUGA
Molecule: messenger RNA, 417 nt
Organism: Vicia faba (fava bean)
Lineage: Eukaryota; Viridiplantae; Streptophyta; Magnoliopsida; Fabales; Fabaceae
Source: the annotation of a GenBank genome assembly